AUCAUCUUACUGGCCCUGACAGAACUGCAUGAGAAAUAUGACUGGAAACACACACACACACACCCUGCCAGGAGAAACGCACUAGCCUACUAGUCUGAGAAGAGUAAAAAAUGAUGUCUGAUGAGUGAAAAAAGUCCUGAUGAGCCAUGCAUCAACAUAGCUUGAGCUUCAGCCUUUCCACCCUGUCUUCCACGGAUGGCUGCAUCAGGAUGCUCAUGCGGUUUCAGGAACAAGGGAGCGCGUUCCUGGGAAAUUCUCCUGCAGAAGCCUCGUGGUGUAGAACCGAGCAGAAUCUUUAUGACGGUCACCGACCAGUGGAACGGAAGCGGUACAAGAACGUGAUCGCUCUGACAACCUCCUCCAGGUGCCUGCCUGACUUCUGUCCUUCGCAAAGGGUCUUGCCUCACCUGGACUCCAGACCCUGGAAAAGGAGAAGCCAAGAAAGGACUGAAUCAAGCCUCGCACAAAGAACAAGCACCCUGCCAAGGAGGACAGCACCUUGGAAGACAGCUGGGGAAGGAGCCGAAGGGGAGAAAAGCAGCAGGACUCUGUGUGUGUGUGAGGAAGAGAUGGCCUCCUCUUCUUCCCAGCCACCCCCGAGCUCAUCACUAGGAGACAGAGCUGCACCGUGUGCUCUGGAGACCUCAGCAGAGGGGGAAGACGACGUCGGGGAGGCCUUUGACUUCGACGACAGCGAGGAAGAGGAAGACAGUGCCCGGCUGCUGGUCAGCAAUGCCAGGAAGGAGCUGGGCACCAGGGAAGCACUCCAGGACCCUCCCCGGAGGCGGCGGUCCAGCAUCAGCGAUGACCUGGAGCCCCUGGGCGACUGGGAGGCCGAAGAAGCUCUCCUCGAGGGGCGGGAACCGUUGACUCCGUCAGACUCCCACACGGAUCUUGAUUUCUUGGGACCACAAGCACAGUCAGAGUUCCUGGGAGUCGUCAGCAAUGGAGACGUGGUGGGAAGCUCACAGCCUGGGGUCCGAGCCUACAGCUGGAAAAGGAAGAGCUUCCGGAGAGGCGCUCGGUUUAAUCCCCCAGCACCCGAAGAUGAUGUGAUCUAUGAUGACGUUCCUUAUGAAAAUGUGGACCCCGCUCAGUAUGAUUCAGAGAAGAGCCUCAUUUAUGAGGACGUCCAUCAUGGCAAGGAGCUGCAGGAGGCCGAUGAUUUAGGCUGGAGCUCCAGCGAGUUUGAAAGCUACAGCGACAACUCGGGCGAGGAGAACAAGCCGGAAGCCGGACCUGCCAAGCCCAAGGUGUCCUUCCAGCCCAAGCUCUCCCCAGACCUCCAUAGGCUAAAGGAGAGAUACUCCAGGACUAAGAGGGACAUUCUGGCUUUGAGAGUUGGGGGGAAAGACAUGCAGGAGCUGAAGCAGCGCUACGACUGCAAGAUGACGCAGUUGAUGAAAGCUGCCAAGAGCGGCACCAAGGAUGGCCUGGAGAAGACCAAGAUCGCUGUGAUGCGGAAAGUGACCUUCCUGCACAAGAAAGAAGUCCCAGGGGAUGGAGAGCCCAGCCGGAGUGCGCCCGAGAUGGGACGGAAGCGUUCUCUUUCUUGGACUGGGGAGCUCUCCAAGGCUCACAGGGUGUGCUCGGAGAGAGGUGAUUCCGAAGAGGAGGAGAUGGGAUUCCUGGACGGGGUCACUGUCGCAGAUAUUAAACAUCCGCUUCCUGAGCUGGGCCCGAUGCCAGAUGGACUAAGUCCACAGCAGGUGGUGCGCCGUCACAUCCUCGGCUCCAUUGUGCAGAGCGAGAGGAGUUACGUGGACUCCUUGAGGCGGAUCUUGCAGGACUACAGAAACCCCCUGAUGGAGAUGGAGCCCAAAGUUCUAAGUGCCCGGAAAUGCCAAGCGGUUUUCUACCGGGUCAAAGAGAUCCUUCAGUGCCACUCCAUGUUCCAGAUUGCCUUGUCGUCACGCGUGGCUGAGUGGGACACGGCGGAGAAAAUCGGGGACCUCUUUGUGGCUUCUUUCUCCAAGUCCAUGGUGCUGGAUGUGUACAGCGAAUAUGUCAACAACUUCACCAGUGCCAUGUCUUUGAUCAAGAAGGCCUGCCUGACCAAACCAGCCUUCCUGGAGUUCCUCAAGAAGCGGCAGAUGGCCAGCCCGGACCGGGUCACCCUCUACGGGCUGAUGGUCAAGCCCAUCCAGAGGUUCCCCCAGUUCAUCCUUCUGCUGCAGGACAUGCUGAAGAACACCCCAAAAGGCCACGCGGACCGGCUCUCGCUCCAGCUUGCCCUCACGGAACUGGAGACGCUGGCUGAGAAACUCAACGAGCAGAAGCGACUGGCUGACCAGGUCACGGAGAUCCAGCAGCUGACCAAGAGCGUCAGCGACCGGAGCAGCCUCAACAAGCUCCUGAAUUCAAGCCAGAGGCAGCUUCUGCUGUGUGAGACCCUGACGGAGACCGUUUACGGCGACCGGGGCCAGCUCAUCAAGUCGAAGGAGCGCAGGGUGUUCCUCCUGAACGACAUGCUGGUGUGCGCCAACGUCAACUUCAAAGGCCAGCUGGAAAUCAGCAGCCUCGUCCCGCUGGGCCCGAAGUACAUCGUGAAAUGGAAUGCGGCCCUCCCGCAGGUCCAGGUGGUGGAAGUUGGGCAGGAGAGCAGCGGGUACGACAAGGACCACGUUGUCGUCCAGAACGUGGGGUCCAAGAAGCACGUGCCCAGCAGUCAAUCUUCGCACACAGAGCCUAAGUGGAGGCAAACAGUCAGCCCUACCAGGCAGCAGCAGCAGCAGAGCCAUCCGCCCACGUCAGAAUCUCAGAGAGAGAGGUCCCUGCACUGUCAAGAUAAAGUCUACCUGGGACCCCCUCGCCUCUUCCAGGAGCUCCAGGACCUGCAAAAGGAUCUGGCCGUCGUGGAACAGAUAACGCUGCUUAUCAGCACCCUGCACGGCACAUACCAGAACCUGAACAUGACGGUGGCGCAGGAUUGGUGCCUAGCUCUGCAGAGGCUGAUGCGGGUGAAGGAGGAGGAGAUCCAUUCUGCCAACAAAUGCAGGCUCCGGCUCCUGCUUCCAGGGAAGCCAGACAAAUCUGGCCGCCCCAUCAGCGUCAUGGUGGUCUUCAUCACCCCCAACCCCCUCAGCAAAAUCUCCUGGGUGAACCGCCUGCACUUGGCCAAAAUCGCCCUCCGGGAGGAAAACCAGCCCGGCUGGCUGUGCCCCGAAGAGGACAAGAAGAGCAAGGCCCCUUUCUGGUGCCCCAUAUUGGUCUGCCGCCUCCCUGCCUUCUCCAGGGCUCUCGACCUGCAGCUUGGCACCGCGUUGCACAGCCCGGUCCAUUCCUCACUGCUGGGUUUCUCGGCCGUCAGCACUUCCUUACCACAAGGCUAUCUCUGGGUCGGGGGAGGCCAGGAAGGGGCCGGGGGCCAAGUGGAAAUCUUCUCCCUCAACCGUUCAGUGCCUCGCACGGUGAAGUCCUUCCCGGUGGCUUCCCCGGUGCUCUGCAUGGAAUACAUUCCGGAGAGGAGCGAGGAGGAGCGUGCCGGGGAUCCGGAAAUGGCUGCCGACCAGGCCUUGCCCGCACAGCCUGCCAUCUACCUUGGGCUACAGGACGGCAGCAUCCUGGUAUACGGAAGCGUGGACACCGGGACGCAGUGCCUUCUGACGGGCAAGAGCCCCCGACUCCAGCCCGUCCUCUGCUUGAAACACAGCCCCGAUUACCUGUUUGCCGGCCUGCAGGACGGAACCGUCGCGGCCUACGCGAGGAGCAAUGGGAGCCUUUGGGACGUGACCGCUGAGCCCACCUGCCUGACGGUGGGGCUGGCGCCAGUCCGAACUCUGCUGACCUUGGAUGACGCCGUGUGGGCCAGCUGUGGGAACCAGGUCACCGUCUUCGACGCGGCCAGUCUGAAAGCACAGCAAAUAUUCGAGGCCCACCCAGAAGAAGAAGCCGGCGUCACUCACAUGAUCAAGGCAGGCAGUGGCGUCUGGAUGGCCUUCUCUUCCGGCUCCUCCAUCCGUCUCUUCCAUACGGAGACCCUGGAGCAUCUGCAGGAAAUCAAUGUCGCGACGCGGACCACUUUCGCCCUGCCAGGCCAGAAGAGCGUCCGUGUUACCAGCCUCAUGAUUUGCCAGGGUCUUCUGUGGGUGGGCACUGACCAGGGCAUUCUGGUCCUGCUGCCCGUGCCCCGGUUGGAGGGGAUCCCAAAGAUCACUGGGAAAGGCAUGGUCUCUUUCAACGGCCACUGCGGGCCAGUGGAAUUCCUGGCGGUCGCGCUCAGCACCCUGGCUCCAGACGUCUUAAAGAGCGAGAAGGAGGAAGACCCCCUGGCGGAGUCCCCAGCUGCCGAUGGCGAGAAGCAGGAGGGCGGGUCCACGGAGCUGGCUGCCCAAGAGAGCCCCCCCACCAGGGAGAUGCGGAAAAAGGGCAUCCUCUUGCAGUAUCGUCUCCGCUCCACCACCCACCUCCCUGGGCAGUUCCUCUCGGUCAAGGAGGCCCCUUCCGCCGCUGGGGGGGCCACUUUGGAGCACACCGAGGAAGACGGCUCCAUCUACGAAAUGGCGGACGACCCCGACGUCUGGGUCCGGAGCAGGCCGUGUGCCCAGGACAGUCACCGCAAGGAGAUCUCCUCCUUGGCUGUCAUCUCCGGCGGGCGAGGCUACCGGAACUUCAACCCCAAUGGCAAGACGCCGGCCAGCAGCGAGACGGACAGCACUCUGCUCAUGUGGCAGGUGCCUCUGAUGCUAUGAUGCCCGUCUCCUCUCUUCCCUUGCUCGCUGCUUCGCCUUUUCUCCCACUAGGAACCGCUUUCGGGCAGCGGCAACGUAACUGGAUUGUGUGUGCCGUUGGAUGUGGCCUGCUCUCUUGCCGUUUGACGUCUUUGGGGAGAAAGCGGCUCCCCUGCUCCCCUGCAAGAGGAUGGCAGGUUUUUAACUCCCUCUCUGGGUGGUGUUCACACUCUCUUUUUAAAGACUUGGUGUUCUUUUUUUUCAGAUUUCAGGUCUCUUGUUUGUCUGCUUCUCUGGGGAAAUGAACUUGCAGUUUUUCCAAGCAGGUGGCCUAGGAAUUGAGUGCUCCCUGCAGGUUUUGGAGCCACCAGGAAGAGUGUUCUUCUCCACAGAUGACUUUCCCCCCGGAAAGGGGCAUGAAGAUUUGUGUAUCCAUGUGUGAAUAUAUAAAUAAAUAUAUAUAUAAAUAUAUAUAUAUAUAACAUUAAAAAUUCUGUAUAUUAUUAAAUUGUAUAAAUGACAUCUGUAUAUAUUGGUGUGUCUUCUGACGCAGAAAUAAAGAAGGUAAACAGAGAA
Hemicordylus capensis (graceful crag lizard) is the source of this 5246-nucleotide messenger RNA. It is a transcript of the gene ARHGEF10L, whose product is annotated as Rho guanine nucleotide exchange factor 10 like. Bases 147 to 4691 code for a protein of 1514 amino acids. Gene Ontology annotation, molecular function: protein binding; guanyl-nucleotide exchange factor activity. Gene Ontology annotation, biological process: SREBP signaling pathway; positive regulation of stress fiber assembly; actin cytoskeleton organization. The record is from RefSeq and is a predicted model, not a curated record. The transcript is spliced from 33 exons. NCBI's taxonomy places the organism in Eukaryota, Metazoa, Chordata, Lepidosauria, Squamata, Cordylidae. Gene Ontology annotation, cellular component: cytosol.